AUGGAAGCUACUCGAUCGCAGACUCUGCUUCCUGUCAACUUCACUCUAAAUGAGUAUGAUUUCGGGCCCGUCUUUCCAGAUGAGGAUCUGCUUCUUGGGGAUGGGGGCGCCUACUCCAAUGAGAUGCUGUCAGAUUCGUCUCCGACUGACGUCUUGGAUCUGGUGGCUCACGAGUUUCUUAUGCACGCAAUCCUGGGGAUGGCGGCUUGCGACCUAAUGAAGGAGGACCCGAGUCUACUGGAAUUCGCCAUGGCGCACCGCGUAAAGGCCAUCAAAGCAAUCAAGAAGUCGCUCGCCGAGCUGCCCAAGAACAACAAUACCGCCUCCUCGGAGCACGCCAACGCCCUCGUGGCGACGUGCUUCGCCCUGACGUUCCAGUCCACCACGUUCGAGGACGGCAUGGCGGAGUUCAUGACAUUCAUCCGGGGCAUCCUCAUCGUCGGCGCGCAGAUGAUGAUCAAGGGCAUCAAGCCCAUAUUCGUCAACAUUCUCGAUCAGGACUCGAAGGCGGUACUAAAACCCAAGAUGGUCCAAGUGCCGUUGAUCAAGAAGGAGUGGGCUGACGGCGCCGUCGAGGCUAUCGGCGGGCUGCGACAUCUCUGCCGUGACGUGGUUGAAAUUCAGUACUAUGACCUCCUGAUGGACAUGGCAACGAAGCUACACAUAUCAUCCUGGGAAGCGUAUGAAGCCAUUGGGAAGCACUACGGUUGGUGGAUGCAGCUACCGCACGAGAAAUUCCAGCGCGUCAUCAACCCGUUGAAUCAAACCAUGAUACUCCUUGCCACUCACUGGGUGUCGCUGCAGCAGGUCAUGGUAACGAUAACCAGGGUCGAACACGAGUGCAGAGAAAAGGCGCCGGAGCCGAAGGAGGACAGCCCAGACUUGGGCAUCAUCCGCUGGCUGAGGUACCUGAACAAGCAGAUCGACUACGAGCAUCAGAUUUACAACCAGUGGCCAUUGCUGAGGCAAGGAGCUACCAGUAGCAGGAGCUUGUGCAAGCUGUGCCGAAAGGGCCUCAGAUUCCCGGGCAUCGACAAUCCCGAAUUGGCCCCUGAGGUCGUUCUGGCAAAGACACCGCUGGCAAAAAGUAAAGAGUCGUUUCGUGGCCUUUUCUCGGAUCACAAAAAGCACUCGUGGCGCUGCGACUACCUUCUCGAAGAUGGUUAUCCUGAUCUCCCUUACCUCACCAACUCGGCAUCCAACGGUUGCGAGUUUUGCCUGGUUUUACGUAGAGAGAUCCUGGCUGUUGGUCUGGAGAAGAACCAGUAUGAUAGAAUACGCGUCAACUUGAGUUUUCUUUGGAAUCCUGAACCUGCUGUGACCCAGAUGGGCACCAGGGUUACGAAAUGGGUGCUCCAAGCCGAUAUUGAGAGGCAUGAGGUAGACACCCAGAGACCCAGUUUCCUCCCCAAAGAGAGACUGUACACGGGGUGGUUCUCGAAAUCACUCUAUAUUUUCUGGCCGUUAUCGUGUCAGCCUGGCGAGCUUCAUGCCCAAAGAUUACGCAUGCCACCGCCAGUCACGGAUAGUUCUCUUACGGAACAAUCUGUUGAGUUUAUGCGGGCUAAUAUCCAGAGAUGUGUGGAGGGCUGCGAGCACAGCACUAUCAAAACGGGAGGCUUUGCCCCCCGCCGUCUGAUCGACGUUAGCGGAAGCGAACUGCGGGUUGUUGAAACCCGCGAAGACCCAGGUGUCCAAAAGUUGCGCAAUAUCCGCUAUGCGACGCUGAGCUAUUGCUGGGGAAGUCAGGAAAAAGGUCUGUCGCAGCUGCGGCUCCUCAAGCACGUCGCGGCAGAUCUCCGAGCUGGCUUCACCCUGGAAGCCAUGUCGCCAGUGCAGAGGGAUGCCGUGGCGGUGACGAGAGCCUUGGAAAUUCCUUACCUAUGGAUCGAUGCUCUAUGUAUCUUACAAGACGACAAAGAUGACUGGGAACGUGAGUCUUCUCUCAUGCAUAAAGUCUACGGCAGCUCUCAUAUCACUAUCUGCAACCUCAGGACCAGCUCAUGUCAGGAGAGCUUCCUGGAUACUUUCCACAUACCUGUGCGUCUCCCAUUCGAUCCAAAAGACAUGAGUGAAAGCCCCAGCUGCUACGAGAUAGGGCAGAGCUUUAUCUCGGACCGUCCAUUAGGCCACUUGCACGGAGGGCAGUCGUGGAGCAGCCUCGAGUUCUACAACACGGCCUGGCUGCAUCGUGCUUGGACCUUCCAGGAAGGAGCGAUGUCGGCGCGUAUGAUUCUGUUCGCCGAGUCCGGCGUCUACUUCAGUUGCAGCGAGGGCACCGUCAAGGAACACGGCGGCGUGCUGGAGGAACCCACGACCUUUACCACCAACAGCGUCGCUCUCGGCCAGUCGCGCCUGCAACUGUAUCGGACCUGGUACAACCAAGUAGUCAAGCAGUUUUCCGGGAGGGAGCUCACUUACUUGACGGAUUGUCUCACCUCUCUGUCCGGAGUCUCGCAACACUUUGCAGUCGCUCUGCAGGACGAAUACGUCGCCGGCCUGUGGCAGAAUGAUUUGAUCCGCGGGUUGCUCUGGCGGCCCGCAGAUUCAUUUCAGGGUUCUCUGGAUAGACUUCUGGAGACAUUUCAGACGGCUCCAUAUAUCGGCCCCUCCUGGAGCUGGAUCGGAAGGGUCCGCGGUCGAUCUCGGGUGGGUGAGGUGCUCGACUUCGGGCCUGGCCUCGCCAGAUUCUAUCCCGGCGGGACAAGCACCAGGGUUGUCCAGCUCUGCGAUAGGCUCGAAGCGCACGUAAAGCCGGCAGGCGAGGAUAAGUUCGGCAAGAUCUGCGGCGCGGAGCUGCUGGUGCAAGCCCCAGUUUAUCCGCUUGCUCUGGGAUGCUGCUUCUUGCCGGACGAACCGGACCCCGAUCCCGUACUGACCGACCAAGGCUCAUUCUGCAUUCCGCUCCCGGACGGAUCCAAGCUUGCCUUCAGCUUCUUCCUCGACUUCUUUCCCAAUCGCCAUCCCGAAGACUCAGGCCAGCCUUGGAAGCACGACUUGACUCUCGUUUUGAUUGGAAGUAUGCAGUAUGCUUGGGCUGGUGUCAGUGAGGAGGACCUAGAGGAGGCGGAUCAUCUACUAGAAGACGAGGGCCCAUAUCCGUAUGGACUCAUUGUUUACCCGGCGAAAGAGCCAAAUACAUUUUGGAGAGUGGGCACCUUUGGCCCCAGUCCGAUAGAGUCGCCCGGUGAAACGGUGUCCCUUCUCGGGGUAGACUUCUUUGAACAGUGUGAGAAGCGAAGCCUGAGGAUUGUAUAG
Molecule: messenger RNA, 3258 nt
Organism: Colletotrichum truncatum
Lineage: Eukaryota; Fungi; Ascomycota; Sordariomycetes; Glomerellales; Glomerellaceae
Source: RefSeq, a predicted model, not a curated record